Chironomus riparius is the source of this 4400-nucleotide messenger RNA. Lineage: Eukaryota; Metazoa; Arthropoda; Insecta; Diptera; Chironomidae. The record is from the annotation of a GenBank genome assembly.
AUCUUCCCCUUGUUCAAAAAAACCGUUAAAACGCAACAAAAAACAACAACAAACAUUAAAAAUAAAUAAAUUCUCCUGUAAUUAAGUGUUUAUAGUAAACGAAAAUAUGCCUCGAAGACGUAAGGUAACCGUGGAUGAGCAGGAAAAUAAGGAACCGGAAGUUAAAGCACCAAGUAAGUCGAAAAAGACAAAAGAACCACUACCUCCAGCAAAAAAAUUAAAGUUACAGCCAGAAUGGCUUAUUGGCGAUGGUUUGAAUAUCGCUAAAAUUAUUUUGUCUGUCCAAAAGACUGACUGUAACAGCAAUAAGUGCCUCACAGAACUUCAGAAAUUAUACAAAAAGAUGCAGCAUUCAUCCUUUAUGAAGUCAUUUCUGAUGACUCUUCGUUCAUUUUUGACUCAAGAAGAUGGAAAUGAGUAUUCAUUGAGAGUUCUGAAGUUUAUUGGCGUCUUUAUUGCUUCUUAUGGUGAGGAAGUGACUGAUUCUGGUGCAUCACAUCCAGUUGUCGAGAGUUCCUUCAAUGAGCUGUUAGGUAUCACAAGCAGUCAGGUACAUAUUCGUGCUAGGAUAUGUAAUUUGGUCACUAGCAUCAUGACAUCAUUCUCACAAAAGGCUGAACUGGAUGAGACAAUUAUUGAGAAGAUUACUGAACGUAUGCUUUACUUUAUGCGUGAUACAUCCCCAAUUGUACGUGCUCAAGCUAUUGUAGCUUUACAGCGUCUACAAGAUCCAGAAAAUGUCAAUGAAGAUCCAGUAACUAAGGCUUAUGUCCAUCAUAUGGAAUCAGAUCCAGCCGUUAAGGUUCGUCAAUCCGUUAUUACGGCAAUCGCCAAAAAGAAUUAUAACAUUCCGCUUAUUUUGGAACGACUUCAUGAUGUUGACGAGAAAGUUCGUCGUCAUACAUACUUACAAAUGUCUUCAUAUUCAGUCAGAAGCUAUAAAAUCGUUGAUCGUAUUGCCAUUUUAAAUGCUGGUCUUAAUGAUCGAUCAGAUUUGGUCCGUAAAGCAGUUACUAAUGUUUUAUUGUCUAACUGGAUUGGCGUUUAUGAAUUUGAUUAUGCCGAAUUUAUUCGUGCCAUUAAGCUUGACUCGACCGAGAAAGAUUUGACAAAGUUCAGGACUUUGGCUGAAAUGGCACUUAGUGAAAUCUUCAAGAAGCGUAAGAUCAGCGAUAUUGUCUCGUAUCUUGAUUUUCCUGAAAAUAAUGAGUAUAAGAAUUGCAUAAAUGUUGAAAAAACAAAUUUGGAACAGCUUAUUGUCUGGAAAAUGGCGAUAAAAAGCUAUCAGGAUUAUAUUGACGGCAAAAGAUCUGAAAAUAUUGGAGCUCCAAAUGACGUAGCUGACGAAGAUGAUGAAGAGGAGGAAGUUGUCAAUAAGACAGUGUCAAAUAUAGACAUAAUUCCAGAAUUGUCAGUUUUCUGUGACUAUGUGGAUAGAUUUAUAAAUGACUAUAAAUUUGGAACUGACAAUGAAGUUAAAUUACAGCGCAUGUACUUUAAUCAAUGCAUUGUGACUCUUCUUGAAAUUGUUCAGCUUUAUGAUUUAGGCGAUGAAGUUGGAAAGAAUAGCUUGCUGGAAUUAUUGAAGUCACUAAUGUCCAAUUUUGAUCUGUCUGAAUUUUCUGUCCAAGAAAUUGCUAAAUUAGCUGAAAAGAUCAUUCCGUCAGUUGAGCAGCGCUUGACAUAUUUUAAUAAAAUUAUUUUCGAAAUGGUUAAGCCUGGAUCACCAUCAGAAUACAGUCGACAAACCAUAAUUGACGAAUUAAUCAAUAAAUCAGAUAUUGACAGAAAAGUUAAGGCAAACGACAUAAAAUUGAAAAUGAUGGAUCUUAAGGAACAAGAAUCUAUGCUUGUACAGAGAAAGCAAUAUGCUGAAUGUCAGAGAGUCUCAGAACAAUAUCAUAAAUUAAAUGAAGAAUUAAUUGAUCUUUUACGUCCUAUAGCUGAACAGCAUUCAGUAGAAUCAACACAAUCGUUACUUGAGAAUCUUACAGUACAUGCCAAUAUUAAAAAAAUUACACCUCAAGAAAUAAUUAAGAAUUUAAAGAUCUGUUACUACUCAAUUACGUCUAAAGGAGUUAAAAGCAUGAAUCAUGAUGUCCUACAAAUUUACAAUGAAUUCGUCCGUUAUUAUCUCGAGUCGACUGACUUGUCUACAAGAAUUUGGGCAUUAAAAACAGCUACAGCUUAUAGCUUACUUUAUGAAUCAAUUGCUAAAGAAAUUUACAUCAUCCUUAAAUCUCAAGUCUUUAAGAGUGUCCAUGUUUUGCUUUGGGAAUGCUCAAUUGAGUGCAUUUUUGAUCUGUUGCUGAGAUAUUCAGUCGAGAAAAUGGAUGGAUUUGACAAUAAUGAUGCAUCCUUAUCAAUGACACAAAAUCGAAGUAAAAAAGGUGGACGUACUCUAUACACAGACAUCGAUCCAGAUGAUGAGGAUGCUGUAGAUGAAAUGUACAUUAUAAAGACACUUGACAUUAUGCAGAUGCUUACACAUCUUAUGGAACAAAGUGUUGAUAAGAAGAUCCUUAAAAUUACAAUUCAUGGAAUGUGCAAGAUGAUUCUUCAUGGCAUUUACAGCACACGAGAAUUGCUUUCAAAAUUCUUAUUAAUGUAUUUUAAUCCAGCUACAGAUUCAGAGAUUAGUCAAUUGUUGGGAAUAUUUUUAGAAAAUUUAAUUAAACGUAAAAAGCAAGAAUUGCUGCAUGAUGCCUUAGUUCCAACAAUUUUGACAUUAUUUGAAGCUCCUUAUGACUCACCAUUAAGAGAAGUGAAGCUUGAGACUGUCCUUAAAUACAUUGUUGGAGCUACAAGACCAAUUUUCUGUAGUAAUGGACUUAAUCUACACAAUACGUUGAGCAUGAAGUUUGUGGAACUAAUGAAAGACAAUCCAGACAGUAAAGAGAUCCUCAAAGUAUUUUCUAAGGAACUAUUGGAAUUGGAAAUUGGUGAAGAUCCAUUAUUGAAAAAGGACUUGUUUAAGCAAGUUGAACAGCUACUAAAAGACUCAUCUGCUGAUGUUCGUACCAAGAAAUAUUUAUCAGACUUUUGCAAGAUCCUUAACGGGACUUAUCGACCGCCAUUAAAAUUCUCAAGCACAGCUAGGACACAAAUUGACGAUGAAGAAGAUGAAAAUCCUGUUGACGAGGAAGAAACAGUGCCAAAUGAGGAAGAAGAAGCUCAAUCGACAGUGCCAACAAUUCAAGAAUUGCCUGAAGAGGAAAUAAAUGACAUUAGUGGACAGGAUGUAUCGAUGUCUGAUGUAAAACUUAAAGAAUUUGAUGUUAAUGUCACAAAACUCGACGUUAAUUUUGAAAUGAAUGAUUUAGUUCCAACAACAAGCACAACAUCGACAAAUAAUGAUGCCAGCACAUCCAGAUUGGAAGUGAAUGAGACGUUAAGUGAAAGCAUUGAAAUACCCGCGACACAAGAACAUGCUGAAGUAAAUGAGACAAAUGUUGAACAUGAAGAUAUUCCAGCUACACAAGCUGUAGACUUGACAGAAAUUCCAACGACUGAAGAUGAAAGUGCUGAGGAAGUUUCAAGUGAUGAAAUUAUUCCACCGUCUCCAGCUACACCAUUAACAGUUGUUAAACGUCCAGGAAUUGGAAUUAGAGGUCGAAAAGCUAAAAAUUCUGUCGAUACAUUAAGUGAGGAAAAUGAAGAAUAUCCAGCAACUCCAAUUUCAACAAAUAAGAAGUCAGUGAUUAAUAAAAGGCAAUUGGAAAUUUCAAGAUCCACACCAAACACGCCAUCAGUUAGUUCUCCGAUGAGAAAAAAUGCUAGGAAAAUUACAGUUACGCCAAAAUCAGCUCCAAAUACACCAACAACUUCCCAAGAAUCUAAAAUUGUCUCAACUCCAAAAACACCAUCUACACCACGUCGAACUCAAAGCUUAAUGCAAACUACACCUGCUAGAUUGUCAACUUUACCACCAUCGAAAGUUUCAACACCAAAUACUGAAGGAAGGAUGACAAGAAGCUUGAGAAAAAUUGAAAAGGCACAAAAUAUUACAGUUACUCGCGCAACAGCCAAGACAUUGAAUGUAAAGCCUACGAAGCAACCUGAAAAUGAUACUGAAGCUAAAAAGAAGCCAACAACAUCCAAAUUGCCUGUUAAACGUGGAUUUCCAGUGCCUGCAAAGAUUGUUACAGCUAAGACAUCUACAAUAUCGACUAGACCUGUCCGUCAAGUUACAAAACCUGAAUCAAAAGCUGCUAAAGACACUCGACCGCGGUGGAAGUAAAUACAUAUCUUUAAUUAUGCUCAACUCAAUUAUGAAAACUCCUUAUGCUUUAUUUUUCUAUGCUAGUUGAUCGAAUUGGAAGGAACAAAUAUUUUUUUUUCUUUUUUUAUACAUUAAUUAAAGAGAUUAAUAAAAUAAUGAUUAUGCGUUUAUAACAGCC